This is a messenger RNA of Betta splendens (Siamese fighting fish), 1064 nucleotides long. RefSeq names its product HOATZ cilia and flagella associated protein (gene hoatz). Gene Ontology annotation, biological process: cilium assembly. Bases 153 to 623 code for a protein of 156 amino acids. The transcript is spliced from 2 exons. NCBI's taxonomy places the organism in Eukaryota, Metazoa, Chordata, Actinopteri, Anabantiformes, Osphronemidae. The record is from RefSeq and is a predicted model, not a curated record.
UCUAUAGGUUUAUUUUGAAAGGGCUUGACAUAGUACGCGCGUUUCCAUGGUGACCACUCCAAACAUUAGCGGAAUUCACUCGUUUCGCGCCCUGUAAAUGAAUUCAGCGGCUUAAGGAAUAACUCUCUGCUUAAACGCGCUCUACAGGUAAAAUGUCCGUCCAGGCGGAGGCUCAGCAGGAGUUGGACCAGCUCUACACCGUGUUUGACGGCUCUUCUCCGGAGGACGUGUCCCACGCCCGGCGCCUGUGGAGCUCCCUGUCGCUCCUUCCGCCGGUGGAGUCCCGGCUGGUGUCCGCAGACAUCCGCCAGAGGCUGCCGGUGUCCCGGCCGCAGCGCAGCGGCGCCUCCGCCGCUGCCUCCGCCGCCGCCGGCGCUGCGGAGGCGCUCGCGGAGCCCGCUCUCCGGCGGAGGCAGGAGGAGAGACGGCGCUACGCGGCCAUGGGGGACCAGCGGAGGGAGAUACUGGCUCUGCUGAGGCGGCAGAGAGAGCAGAGGAUCCAGAAGGAGCUGGUGUCGGUGUCCUUCCAACCCAAGGCGAAGAAGAGCAGGGAGAAGGUUGUGAAAGCUCAGCAAUCUUCAGGCUCUGAGACGGAGAAGGAGCUGGUGAAGCAGCUGCAGUAGGAACUGGACUGAACCCACAACAGGCUCAGCGCCAUUGGUUCUUCUAGAGAGCACAGUUUUUACCAACUCAACUGGAGAAAACAUUGAAUUUGCUCAGCUUUAUCUCCAGUUGCAGACUAAAUCAUGUUUGGUAUUCUAGGAAGCAUUUCCAGCAGCAGGAUGGGAUUUAAACAGAGACAGCACCUGCCCGUGUAAGUUACUCUUAUUAAUGUAGGUGUAUCAGGAUCAGCUUUAAAGGAAGCCAGUGCUACUUAUAUAUUAUUAUUAUCUUGUAGCAGCAGCUUAAUAAUAGAAGUAAUGAAUGCCUAUCCCAUAAUCAUAAUGAGUGGAGUCAUGAAAUUUGAAGUUUAUGACGCGUAUUAUUGUUCUCUUAAAAAAUGUACAGUACAAUCUGAAAAUCAAUUUCCAUCAAACUGGAAAGUUUAAUGGAUUUUCUGACAU